GGGGGGGGGGGUCGUGAUAAAAGUUUACAUUUGCAGGGUUUGCGUCGCCUUUGUAUAUUAUAACGAAGUUUCAUCAUGUAAUAAUAACCGAAGUUUUAUACGUGUGUUAUACGCAUGCGCGGUUGUUAGCGCAUGCGCGGUACAGACCGUGCCGGCACCCACCACCCUGUCAGUCCCCAAGACUGUUAUUUUUUUAUGAAUGAGAGUGGGCGGAGCUUCUCUUUCGCAAACCAUCUGCUUUUGUAGCCAACAGGGGGCGCGUUUAUAUUUAUAUAUGUGUUCUUCCUCCAUACUGAAGCCAAAACGCAGAAAGCGACGAAGAGGAAUCCAGAUGUUGCUGGGAACUUAUUUAGUUUAAUCAGACACAGAGGGUGUUUCCGGUUUCCGUGUUUACGCGUCCUGGAUCUAAAGAUACAGGAGCACGAGGCAGUGCUAAUCUGAUAUUAGCUUAGCAAAGACGAGCGGCUAGUUCAGGAGGAUUUUUAGGUGUCGCCAGAAAAAAAAACACAACAGCGGCUGACUGUAUAAUAAAAGCCGCUCGUGAGUUGAUGUAAAGGGUUUCCGUGUGUGUGUGUGUGUGUGUGUGUGUGUGUGAGAGAGAGAGAGAGAGAGAGAGAGAGAGAGUGAGUGAGUGAGUGAGAGAGAGAGCUCGAGCGAGUGCGCGCGCGCGCGCAUGCACGGCACAGAGGCUCGCGUCUCCACUCCACCGUCACGCAACUUGGACAAAAUGCCAAGUUUGCUGUUAGUCCUGGAGCUCGCGCUGAGCGUGUGUUAAAUGUCUCCUCUUUUAAACGUGCUGCAGUUUUCCUCGGCUGAUGGUCGCUGAACACGACACUAGUCUAUAAUCCGCCUUUUCGCUUGUAAUUCCUCGACUGAUUAGAUACAGGAAGGUGUGUUUUUAUUGCUGGAAAGGGACCUGAAGGAUGGCUGCCACUUUAUCAGCAGAGGAAGAGCAGGCCACUAAGCAGUUCCUGGAGGAGAUCAAUAAGUGGACAAGUCAGCAUGGAGUCUCUCCCCUGACCUGGGAUGUGGCCGUGAAGUUCCUCAUGGCGCGAAAGUUUGAUGUCCUUCGGGCCAUAGAACUCUUCCACAGCUACAGGGAGACGCGUCUGAGGGAGGGCAUCGUCAAGCUACAGCCCCAGGAAGAGCCACUGCGCUCCGAGCUCCUUAGCGGCAAGUUUACUAUCUUGGGAGUAAGAGACCCCACAGGUGCCUCCAUUGCUCUGUACACAGCAAAGCUGCACCACCCGAAUAAAACGGGCAACCAUGUGGUGCUCCAGGCUCUGUUUUACCUGCUGGACAAAGCGGUCGAGAGUUUCGAGACACAGAGGAACGGCCUGGUCUUCAUCUACGACAUGGCCGGCUCCAACUACACCAACUUCGAGCUGGACCUGAGUAAGAAGAUCCUCAACCUGCUCAAGGGUGCGUUUCCUGCUCGGCUGAAGAAAGUGUUCAUAGUCGGUGCUCCCGUCUGGUUCCGAGUGCCCUACAACCUGCUGAGCCUGCUGCUCAAGGAGAAGCUCAGAGAACGGGUCCAGAUGGUGAAGAUGACCGAUCUACGGCAGCACCUUCCCAGAAACUGCCUGCCUGAGCACCUGGGUGGCUGCUUGCCUCUGGACUUCCAUGGCUGGAACCAGCAGCUGCUAGCCGAGCAGAACGGCCGCGUGGAUCCUGUUGACGAGCUGCUGGGCAUCCCACUGGCAACCUCAGCGGUACACACACCAGGCCCAGACGCUAUGCGACUCCCCGAGUUCACAGCUCACCUUGCUCGGGCGCAGCGGAGCGGAAUUUACCACGAGUAUGAAGAGCUUCGUAAAGAACCGCCCGCCGGAACCUUCCACUGUGCACUGGCUGCCUACAACCAGGAGAAGAAUCGUUAUGGCGAUGUUCUGUGUCUCGAUCAAACCCGUGUACGUUUGAAAGCCAGGAGGAACGAGAGAUCGGACUACAUCAAUGCCAGCUUCAUGGACGGCUACAAACAGAGGAACGCGUACAUCGGAACUCAAGGGCCGCUGGAGAAAACCUAUGACGAUUUUUGGAGAAUGGCGUGGGAGCAAAACGUGCUGGUCAUCGUCAUGACAACGAGGACAGACGAGGGCGGCAGGAAGAAGUGUGGACAGUACUGGCCUCUGCAGGAGGGAGGACAGGAAGUUUAUGGACACAUAGCAGUGGUGAACCAGAGAGUGGACAACCAUUCCCAUUACAAUCAGACCUUUCUAGAGCUGCAUAACACUGAGACGUGUGAGCAGAGGCAGGUGAGCCACUUUCAGUUCCUGAGCUGGCCCGACUACGGAGUUCCCUCCUCGGCGCUCUCUCUGCUCGACUUCCUGAGCACGGUGAAGAGACAGCAGAAGAGGGCAGUGAAGGCUCUGGGCUCGCAGUGGAGAGGUCAUCAUCUGGGUCCACCGAUGGUUGUCCACUGCAGCGCAGGCAUCGGCAGGACUGGUACAUUUUGCGCUUUGGACAUCUGUCUGUCCCAGCUGCAGGACGUUGGGACGCUGAACGUGUGCCAGACGGUGAGGCGCAUGAGAACGCAGCGCGCCUUCAGCAUCCAGACUCCCGAACAGUAUUAUUUCUGCCACACUGCCAUCCUCGAGCACGCCCAGCGUAACGGACAGGCCUCUAAUCAGUGAGAGACAGAGCCUGUCAGCAGCUCGCUUGGUAAUAGGAAUUUUUAAACAUUUGCCACGGACCCCGAACCCCGAACCCCCUUCUCCCCCAAAAAAUAUCUCCCUGACAUAUACACCAAGCACAGUAUUUUUGGACUCUUGUAAAAUUGCUGAUGUGUAAAAAGUGCCACCGCCAUAACAAUCAUAGCCACUGGUGUAUUACCAAGAGGCCUAAAUCUCUGCUGGAUCCAACUGAAGACUCAGUAAGUUUGUGUCUUGUAGCUAAUUAGUAACGCUGUAUGAAUCAGAGAUGUUCACUACGCGGCCAAAUGUUCGUACGUUCUCAAAAAACCAGUAACGUUUAGCUGUAUAAACAAAUGAUGUGUAAAAAAAAAAAAAAAAAAAGUAAAUGUUUUUAUUUACUCUCAGCAAAAAGGCUGCAUUUAUUAAUAUAAAAAAGUAGAGCAUCAGUUUGAAACUCUGUGUAAACCCUGCGGACUCGAGACUUUCGAUCCGCAGCUCAGUUAAGGGACCUGUGCCGAUUUUAUUCCGUCAGAAGAUAUCACCACUGAAUCAGUUCUGAUGCUUCAGAAGAACUCGUCAUCUUCCUCUGGACUACAGUUUCACACUGGACGCAGUGUGUCGAGCCUCUGUCCUGUUAGCGUCCCACAGGCUGAAGUCUCAACCUACAUUUACUGUAUUUAACAAUGAGUAUGUAGCACUAUUCACAAAUGAACUGCUUCCCACACCUACCCAUGGUAAAUAUAUACGUUGUCUGGGUUUUGUUUGAACUUUUUUAUAUUUAUAUCUUAAACUAGCUUCACUGUACACUGUCCGUAGGAAACAAUGGGCCUCGUUUAUCAAUCUUUUACUGAAGUCGUGUGUAAAAGUUUGUGUAAGGGGAAAACCGAAAUAAAACUUAAUAAAAAUAAAGCUUCAGAAACGCUGACUUUCUUCAUAAUGGCAAAUCGGCCAUAAUAUGAGUGGGCACCUGCACGGCAAAGCUGAUUUUAAGUUUGCUGACGCCCACAAAACGCCGUAAAAUGGGGAGUUGCUGGGGAGCGCUGAAAUGGGCAGUGAACAACAACUACAAGAGACUUUCUCACAGGUAGAAAUGGAAGUUAUUUUGAGCCGCGUCUGUGCCAAUAAAAUAAAAAUACAUAUUGUUCAACAGCUCCUAAAAAGGCCAAAGUCAGUAACCGAAUGACAGAAAAGGUGAAUGUGAUGUGAAUUAAGUGAAAGUGGAGGAAAUAUAUCUACUGUACUGUACCCAGGUGAUCAUGAACACCAAGCACAUCUCACAGGGAAACUGAAUUUUUUAUUUUUUAUUUUUUUAAUUCAAAGCGAGGCGUCUCGUCGACUGUUGACCAACAAUCCCUCACACACCAAAGCACGCUCCUGGAUGCCAUGCUGGAAAAGCAGGAGUGUGUAGGAAGCCUGAUGUUGGCACGCAGAACAUUAGGGAGGUAUACGGCACAUCACAGCUUGAGACGUACCAGAUCGCUCACUUAUCGCUCACUUAGUGCUGGCUCUAAUAAAGUGUUGCACAGCAUUAAAAGAAAUGCCUACUGAUUGAAAUUGAGAGCACAAUCCGUAUAUAAAAGUGCAGUAAUCCAUGCACACGAUACGAUCUGAAGCCGAUCGGCUGAGGUUUACGUUAGUUGCGCGGAUUUACACACACGUGCUCCUACAAACGAUUUGCAAGAGUCCAGCUUGAUAAAUGAGACCCAAAUGUUUGUCCCAGUGGAUUUAUGAAAAAUGUAUGAUUUUUUUUGUUUGUUUGUUUACACUUCUCUUCGGUGUCUGUGAGAUUAUUUUAACAUGCUAUGAAGCUCUUCAGGCAGCAAGUCGUCUAAACUCAAGUCCGUUUGUGCUUUUUUUCCUCCGCUUCAUUUCAAAGUAGUGCUGCUGAUGACCUCCCUGCUUAUGAUUAGCAAAUAUUGAAUUGUUUCAAUUGUUCCUUUUUUUUUAUUCUUUAUUACUCAAUAUGCAUUCAGUGAGCUCCAAAACAAUAUUAGACCAUGACGCUUUGUUUUGGAUUUUAACUGCGUGAACCAUUUAGACCAGUUUAAGAUUGUAGUUGACAUUUGCAGUAAAUAUCAUUCCACCAGCAGGGCUAAAAAGGAAAAAAAAAGCUAAACAAUCUUUUCAUUUAAUUUUUAAGUGAUAAAGAUGUUUUCCACCUGUAUUUCAUUUCAUUUACAUUCACGUUUAUGGCCCUGAGCAGAUGAGGGUUAAGGGCCUUGCUCAAGUGCCCAACAGUGGUAGCUUAGCAGUGCUGUAGGCUUGAACUCUUGAUCUUCUGGACUCCUUGAACUUCUGAUCAGUAUCCCAGAGCCUUUAACCAGUGUCCAUUUCUGAUUAUUUCAGCUUCAUUAGGUCCUGCUGUCCUUCCACUGAUCCGCCUAUAAUUUACGCGCUCGGACACUAAUAGCAGACUCUAGAUAACGGCCAAAUGUAUCACAGACUGCAAAUGAUCACCACAUAAAUUAGCAAGGCUAAAAAAAUUAAAAUAAAAAAAAAACAA
Molecule: messenger RNA, 5136 nt
Organism: Ictalurus furcatus (blue catfish)
Lineage: Eukaryota; Metazoa; Chordata; Actinopteri; Siluriformes; Ictaluridae
Gene: ptpn9a
Product: protein tyrosine phosphatase non-receptor type 9a
Exons: 13
Coding region: 924-2633 (569 amino acids)
Biological process (GO): protein dephosphorylation
Molecular function (GO): protein tyrosine phosphatase activity
Source: RefSeq, a predicted model, not a curated record